AUGGCUUCGAAUCCUCCAGGACAGUGCUGCGUAGCCAGCUUUCAACAUGACGGAGUUCCCAGAGGAGAAAUAGGAAAGAUCGAUCAGACAUCUACAUAUUUUACCUACCCCGACACCCACACAGACGCAACAAAAUCUUCAGACACGGCAAUAAUUUUCAUUACCGAUAUUCUAGGAAUCUAUAUCAACUCGAAAUUACAAGCCGACUUGUUUGCGCAAUCCCUCAAAUGCCCCGUUAUCAUGCCGGAUCUUUUCCAUGGAGACGCUAUUCCCGCCGAUGCAUUCGAAAAGGGUCCUGUUGAUCUGAAACCGUGGUUAGAGAAGCAUUCAGUAGAGACAGUUGAUCCCGUCAUUGAAAGAACGAUCAAGUAUUUGAGAGAAGAGAAAGGAGUCCAGAGAAUUGGUGCGGUUGGGUAUUGUUUUGGUGGGAAGUAUGUGGUUCGCUUCUUAGCAGAUCGUAGCCCGGCCGUUGAUACGGGAUACAUUGCUCACCCUUCGUUUAUCGCCGACGAUGAACUGGCCGCCAUUCAGAAACCAUUGGCGAUUACCGCGAGCGAAACCGACAGCAUCUUUACUCGAGAACUACGAUUCAAGUCCGAGGAUAUUCUGUCGAGAACCGGUCAGCCAUAUCAGAUUACACUGUUUAGUGGUGUUUCCCAUGGAUUUGCUGUUAAGAGAGAACUGGCGAAUCGACAUCAGAAUUGGUGCAAGGAGCAGGCUUUUGAGCAGGCUGUGUCUUGGUUUAGGGAGGGAAAGCAGGCGCGUAAUGGGCCGGAGCUUAGAGCCUCUGCAUGCUACAAUUUUAGAGGCCUGUCAAAACCUCUCCCUGCCUGGCUACUACACUUGAACUCCAUGUUCCCACUUCGAAGUUCACUGUCGCUUUUCAAAGUCCGCCGCUGCGACACGAAAGACCAGCCUGAUCAGGAAUAUAAAUGGAAUGACUUGAAUGACCUCCGCCCGAAUCGACAUUCACAAAACCGACGAUUAUUGAAUAUUCACCAUGGCUUCAAACUUGAUCAAAAUGCCAAAAUAUGUGAGAAUUUAUUUGAACCGUGGAAGAACAAAAUUUUCGAUUGGGAAGUCCUUCGAGAAAUCGGAGCAACUAGAGAUAAGCAUCGGGGAGGAGUCCCUGAUGAACUUUUUGCUCCUAAAAGAGGAACCUUUAAUACUUGGAUUCGGAUGAAAUUCAAAGACGGGGGUUCAGCGGUAAUGAGGUUUCCAUGCCCUGGCGCUUCGGUAUUCCCAGAAGAAAAAGUCAAGCGUGAAAUAGCUGUGAUGCGGUUCCUUGAACAUUUUACCAACAUUCGUGUGCCUCACAUUUUACACUCUGGAAUGGCUGCGGGAAGUCCAUGUGGCCUAGGGCCAUUUAUUAUCAUGGAAUAUAUUGAUCAUGACUAUGACUUCAUUGAUGCUCUUAAUAUACCUGGUCGUUGGCGCCAAGAGAGACCACUCAUGAACCCGGAUAUUUCAUCAGAAAGACUCAAUCUGGUUUAUCGUCAAAUGGCCGAUAUUUUACUACAGUUAUCUGAUCAUUACCCUUGUCUCAAAAAGCGCUCACCAUAUGGCCGGCUCACGGAAUUUCAUCGGCCCUUCAGUGUCGAACAGCGCUGUUGCUUUGAAUCCGGUUUUGGCCGGAUUUUACCUUGUCUCAUGAUUACUGCCCAAACACCCCACUUCCAGCCGGGCUGGCUGGAUGCUUCCAAGUGGACGAUGUCGCCCUGUCUGUCGAUAGUCUCGCGACGCGACCUGCGUGUUCGAAGCGUCGCCGGUUGUACGUGCGUGAGUAAAAAGGCAUGGUGCGUUAGUACAGCGAGCAGGGGCCUGAGCUGGUGUUGGCAGCAAAUGGGAUUGCAUAGUCGUGAUGAUUUUCUUUAUGCGCGAGGCCUAGUCAACUACAACUUAACAGCACAACAUAACGCAAUUCCAUUAUGUGGAGUAUGCCGCGCUAACUAUGACUCAGAUAGUGAUCCUGGUCUAGCUAUCAUGCCUACAGACCUACAAUUCUUUAUUGAUUUCGAAAAAAGAGAUCGCCGAGAUCGGAGACGUGCAGCUACAAGGAGCGGACUUAUGCCCCAGAGAACAGUGCAGAAUGGGGAGCAAUAUACACGUGCUGGCGGAAUUUAUAAGCCAAUCGAGAUCAAAAAAUACCUGCAUCCUGGAAUUCCAACAAUAGCGGAGUUUAUCGCACCUUAUCUGCAGCCCAAGGAAUGGAACGGAGCUCCACUUGCAAUGCUUCGACGAUGUUUCUCACUUCUCGGAAAUCCGCGAUGUGGUUUCCUAGAACAGCGCAACAAAUUACAAGAACUCUACAGUCUAUACUUCGGCGCCGUCGUUCAAGAUGAUACCGAGGACAGCAAUGACCCGAGCGACCACGAUGAAGCAAUUUCAGGAACUACUCGACAUGAGAAACGAAAAAGAUCUCACGGCGAAGGUUCACAUGAUGAUUAUAGGCCAUCGGGCAAAAAAGCACGUUCAGAGACUACUGGUACUAGAAAAUCUCAAGAUGCAGAAAGAGAGGCUAAGCAUUACACGUCAUGGUGCUGGGAAUUUGGACCCGAGUACUCGACAGCUGAAGUGGUGGAACGUUUCGCUCCUCUGGUGUUCCCUCAGAAGAAAACCAAUUGCGCAUCUUGA
This is a messenger RNA of Talaromyces stipitatus ATCC 10500, 2634 nucleotides long. RefSeq names its product dienelactone hydrolase family protein. The record is from RefSeq and is a predicted model, not a curated record. The coding region runs from base 1 to 2634 and encodes 877 amino acids. NCBI's taxonomy places the organism in Eukaryota, Fungi, Ascomycota, Eurotiomycetes, Eurotiales, Trichocomaceae. The transcript has 11 exons. Gene Ontology annotation, molecular function: hydrolase activity.